GUAUGUGGAAUCAUGGACAUAAAAUAAACCUUCAUAAAAAUGACUAAAAUGAAAUAUAUAUUUCUAGCGUUACUGUUCGGAAAGGAGGGCCUUACAUCUUUCAUCCGAUAUGAGCCGGGCUUCGAGUAUUUGUACGAUAUUGACGCCAUUGCAACUUUACACGACGUCGAUACGUUUCAAACCUCUGCCAAGAUUGGGUUCCAAAACAUCCAUAGCAAUGAAAAUGAACAGGAGAUAAGGCUGCAUGUCGAGUCGUUCAUUAUUUGUUCAGUGAAGACAAAUGAAUGUGGUAGUCAAAAUGAGGAAUUUUCUAAAUGGUUUUCCUUUUUGUUGACGCCACGUGGGGAAAUAAAUCAGAUAUACUAUGAAUUCGAAGAAGACAGUAACGUUCUCGCCAUCAAAAAGGGCUUUGUUGAUAUGCUGAGCUGCAAACUUCACCACAUGAGCGAGGUUGAACAUGAAGCGCAUGAAAAUGGAUGGAAGUAUCAAACGAUGGAGAACGGGAAAGAAGGCCGACAUAAUUCAAAUUAUUAUGUUAACAAGACUGAUGAGGGAUAUGCUUUCCACAAAACUCGCGUGAACUACACACAUUCCGUGAAAGGAGGAUCUUCGUCGUAUCAAAAGAAGUUGACAUUCCAUUCCGAGUCCGCGAUUAUUGAGACUGUCAAGGUUGAAGAAAACUUAACACUUGACAUCAGUCAUGAUGAUGGUUUUGAUCCAUACAAAGGAAUGAGGCCAUCGGUACCCGUGGGUUCGUUUAACAACUUCGAUAUGCCACAAAUACAAGCGCACUCGAAAGAUGACCUGAUUUUUACCGGAAAAAGAGUUAUUGCUAAGCAUGUUCAAAGGCCACAACACCUUACGGAAGCAAAUAUCUCGGAUAUACCUCUCAAAAAUGUAAGGAAGAACUACUGGGGAGAAAAUGCUACAGAGGCAAUAUUGUCAAGCCUUGAAUGCCUGCGGAAGGAACCAGAGAGAGGAUCUCAUCAGUCAAACAUUUGCUUUAAGACGUUAGUGAAUGUUCUUGACAGCCUGGAAUGGAAUAAUUUGAAGAACAUUACCGACUGCUAUCUGAAAUUUCCUUUUCCAAGAAAAUGUUCAAAAAGAGCAGAUCAAAAUCAUUUUGCUGAUGCAGUAGGAAGUUUGAAGAGUGAUCAUUCAAUUGAACUCAUCGCUAACAUUUUGACAGGAGAUUUAUCGCCGGAACGGAUUAUCGACCGAAUUCUUACGGCAAUAUCUGCUUCAGAUAUUAACCCGUCUUCGAAAUUACUGGACGCUCUACGAAAAGGAUGCACGAAGAAAGACACUCGGUUUACACAAGAAACUCGACACUCUUUUUGCUUCGCAUUUGGAGGUCUGAUUGGAAAUCUUCAUCAGAAUAACAAACAUUCUGAAGCAAACGAGCAUAUUCAAUAUGUGCACAGAGCUCUUGGACUGCAUGAUCCAUGGGAGUAUAGAAGAAAGAGGUCAUUUAUGUCAGAGAGCGAAUGCAUCGAACAUGACCUAGAAAAGGUGGUUCUGUUAGAGACGUUGGGGAAUGCUGGACUCUCAAGUUCAUAUGAAUACAUUGCAUCUCACAUAAAUUCCACCAAUUCUCAGUGGGUGAAACGGGCUGGUAUUUUUGCUCUGAGAAGUUAUCACGAUAAACAGACUAUGGACACGCUUCACAAGGUUGCCAUUAGCGAUGAAGAAGAAGUUGUAAGAUACGAGGCAGUGCAACAGUACCAAUCACACCCGCUUACCGUUAACUCGAUGGACACCACAAAUGUUGUUACUCAUGAUGUAUCGAAGAGAUCCAUAUUUGACAAAUCAUUAGCGUUUAAAUUGGAAGCCCCUGGGGUAGACUGGAGAAAACAGAUCGGCUCGAAAACUAUUGGCGCUUCGUUUGGAUUGAUCAUGGAAAAUCUUCUUGACCUUCAAGUUUCGCUGCUGAAGGGAAGUAUCGAGAUCAGAGUGCACGAUGAAGCUUACGGAAGAGUCCAUUUAGGCUUUCUCGGUGGGAACUUUGACUUCUUUGUCGCUCGGAUAUGCUUCAAAGGUGGUGCAAAAUACAAUCUGAACAUCUUAAAGGAUCUUGAUAUAGAAAACAUUUUCAAAAUGUUCAAACAGUUUGUUGCCACUGUGAAGAAUGUCAUAUCCGCUAUCCGAAAAGGCGUCUCUGCAUUCCAAAAUAUAUUGAACUCAGAUGGUUCAAUUAAAGCAAUCGUUGAGAGAUUUGUUGACGCAAUUGAAGAACUUCCUGACAAAGUGUCCUCGUUCGGCGAAAGAAUUCAAGCCGUGAUAAGAAAAAUCUCAGUGAUAAAUGUAAAGAAACUGCCAUCGUUUAUUAUCCCAGUCAAACAGUUUGUUGAUGAAUCGGUGAAAUUGUACGAAAGAGUACGAAGUGACGUUAUGACGUUUUACAAUACGAUAGCAGACGCCAUCCAGAUUAAAAUUCCGCAAUCUGCAGAACAAAUAUUCGAAGCAGUUCAGGGCAUUAUUAACGGGUUUAUGGACAUUUUCAGCGAUGUUAAAACGUCCUUGUUCAAAAUCGGAAAAGGAGUUUUAAUGAUUUGGAUCAAUGUCAAGCAACUAAACGAAACAUUACAAGACGUCAAAUCUCAUACAUUCAUAUCAGGAGGUAUGAAGCAAUACUUUUUCGAUCUAAAUGAAGACAUUGGUGUUCUGUCCGAUAUGUUCAAAAAUGCGUCGAAUGCUCUUGUCCAUCAAACAGAAGACUGGAUAAACGAAGCAAUGGAAGGCAAAGAUAUUAUUGCGACGUUUACAAACGGAACACAAACAAUGGGGAAGCUCCGGCAGCGUAUUGUUUCGGAACUUUUAGAAGCAGUAAAGGAUGUGAAUGAACCUCUGAAUAGCUUAUUAAACAUCGGCGGAAACUUUAUCAAAAACUUCGUUGAUUUAUUUGACAGCUAUAAUGCAAUCAAAAGUGCAUUUCAAGAACUGAAACAAGGGUAUGAAGAUGCGAAAUCCAUGGUGACUCGCAUAUUAGGGACUAAGUGUCAUCGUGACUUUCCAAAAACCAAACGGGAAAGCGGUGGCGGCUGUGACGGGGACGGAUUUUAUCCGGCUAGACUUCAAAAUGGAGGACCAGAAUACACAAAUGAUGGUAUCGAUAUCAUCAUAGACGAAAACAACAAUAUUGUUGCGCCAUUUGCUGCUAAGGUAUAUCUGUCUGAGAACGAAAAUGAAGUGAUACUGUCAGAAAUUGGAUCGCUCCCUUCAAAUUCUGAAAUAAUCAUUACAAAUGUGAAACCGUUGGCUUUGAUCAAACAGCCGUCUGACGAAGAAUAUGUCGAGACCUACGUGGCUGGAGGAGAUACUAUCGGAUUUGCAACUGCCUCUCCUUGUAAUGGAUUCAACCAUAUUCAUUUGUCCUUGAGGAGAGAUGACGGGCUAGUAGAUCCCAGUGAUAUAUUAGACACUCGCCCACUUCAGCUCCCUAAAUGGACUCAGGUCUGUGAUGACUACAAGCUAGUUUACAAGGGUAAAACGAUCAAAGCCGGAUUCAUUGUUGGAACUGAAGGAAGAAAGGAGGAAGAUACAAGUCAAACAGUUCCAACAGACGGAACUGUGCCACCGGAAGAUUUGGCGGAAACACAACGGCCCGGAACAGAUAUUGACGAGAUAAAGGGAAACCCUAACAGUCUAUACAAUGCAAUAGAAACAGGAGGACGACGGCGUAAACGCGACUUGAAGGGCAUAGAUUCUGCGUUUAAAAUAAUGUUGGAAAAUAUAAAGCUUUUUCUGAAGAAAUUGAAGAUACGUCAAAUAAAAAUGGGCGCCAUUAUUGACUUUCUGGAAGAAUUAGGACUCGAGAAAACCAAACAGGGAAUGGCAGACCUCAUGAAAAUUGUCAAGGACUCCCUCGACAAUGAAGGAUGCAAUAAUCCAGAUUUCCUGACUGACGAUGAACUUGAAGCACAGCUACAAAACAGAGGUCUGCAGCCAAAGGAAAGUCGGGAAGAAAUGAUAGAACAGCUGAGGGAACCUGAUAACAAAUGCCCGUUGAUGACGCUCUCGAUGCCGGAUUCGAAAAUGCUGUAUUGUACAAUGGACGAUCAGUGUCUUGGGAUCGAAUGCUGCAUGACGAUUGACUUGUUUGAUAUUUUGGCGAAAACUUUCAAAGCGUUUAUUAGAUAUGAUCCUGACGUUCCAUCACUUACUUUUGGCUUUGAAGACUGGGUUUACGAAAUAGCGGAGCCAGCGUUAGGAGGAGACGAAGAGCAAACUGUUAAAACGGACAUAAAAUUUGAUUUCCUUGAUGAAAACAACCUCAUUUUGAAAUAUGCAUUUAAAAUAAGACAAAAGAACCUUAAAGUUACAUUUGGUGUUGGAAUUUGCAACCCUGACGACUUGGAUGACUGUUUUGCAUUCUUUUACGUUUUAAAAGAUGCUAUAUUUCCGUAUCCAACUGUAAACGCAGACGGCUCUUUAACAUUUCCCAAAAUUGACUGGAACGAGCUUUUUAAGGACACAAAAGAUGCUUUCGAUGAUUCCGUCGAAAAUAUUGUUGAAAAAGCCAUUGACGUUGCCGUAGAUGAAUUCCUAGAAGCGCUCCACAUUGAUCCGGAUCUCCUGGCGAAUGGACCACUGUGUAAACGGCCCGAAAGGUUUGAAGAUAAUGAACUCAUCUCCGAACUCAAAAAUCGACAACUGUCUACGGAUGGAGCAAGACACGAAAUGGAGGAACGGUUAGAGCAAGACGACUUAACUUGUACUGUCUACAAUAGAACAUUAACACUUCCGAAAAUCAGCAAUGACAUCCUUUAUUAUUAUAUUCAAAAUGAUUGUUUGCGAAUUGAAGCGUGCGUUGACAUUGCAAUUCCACUUACUGACUAUACCAAGUCAUUUAGAGCAUUUAUCAGUUUGGAUCCCUGUAAUUAUGUCAUGACAGCGGCAUUUGAAAAGUGGUCUACGGAAAUUAUACUUUUUGAUUACGAAUGGGGCAAAGAUGAAAUAGUAAAAUUGACUGAGGCUUUGUAUUUAAAGUUCAACAUCGAUAAACUUGAUGAUGAAAAGGUGUUUUUAAUUGACUUUGGAAUAAAAUUCGAUGAUUUCAUCGACCAAGACAUUUUGACAGACUUUAAAGUAGAAAUACCUAUUUGUAAUGACAACUUCACACUACUGGGUAAUUUGAAGGACUUAGCGAAUGCUCUUGGAGGAGAACUUAGCAGACAGGCCUUUGAGUUGUUACUUCAACAAUUAGGAAUUAAGGAUAUACUAUUACAUGACGAGUGUAUUCUACCGGAGCCACCAACUGGUUGUCCCCCAACGCUUGAUAUUUCAAAUGCUAUUCCGGAAUCAUUGGACCAAAUCUUAAGGUGUCAACUGAGUGAUGACUGUUUUGGUAUACGGUGCUGCAUAGACUUGACAUUUCAAAUUCCAUUAAGUUCUGUUCAAAUCUCCGUUGAAAUUCCUGUUUGGUUUGACAUGGAUCCGUGUGAGUUUACCGUUCGGGCAGGGAUAGCGGAUAAAAAAUAUAGUGAACAACUCCUGCAAUAUAACUGGGAAACACCUUCUACAAUUCAUAUUGGUAAACCAGUGCAUUCGCCAAUUGAAAUAACAUAUUCUGUGGGGAAAUACGAAGACGGAUUUAUACUCAAUCUUAACCUAACAAUCUGCAUCCCAAUUGAUGAAGAAAGGUUCUGUAUACCGCAAGAAGGUUUAAGUAUUUUGGACAACGAAAAACUACCCGCAUGCAAUUUGGCGGCGUUGGCUAACUUUACAGAGUUUUCCUUAGACCAUUGGCUUCAAGAAAAGGGUUACGAUCUGUCUUCUGAACUUUCCGAAGCUGGGGCCCAAGCGCUUUUCCUAAAACUGGGUCUUUCAGAGUUUCUUAAGUCGCCUUCAUGCGACCGCAGCAGAGAACCGUACAUGCCGUCAAUCAAUGGAUGGAGCAACGUGUGUCCGUUGACCUUCGAGCGCCUACCGGUACUUCCUGACCACGUGUCAUGCCAUAUCCCGAAUCAUUGCACUGGAAUCGAUUGCUGUAUGAGGAUCCCCUCCAUUGGGUUAUCACUGAACGUUUUCUUUAGCAUCGAUAUGUGCAACUACGUUGUAACUGGUGGCAUAGAAAAACAUACGUUUGAAUUCACGUUGUUCGAUUAUGAAUGGGGUAAAGACGAAUCAGUGUCCAUUCUGAACUUUCUACGCAUGACCUAUUCAAUCAAGAAAAUUGACAAUGAAAAGAAAUUCAUCAUUAAUCUAAAAGCUGCAGUCUGUUUAGAUAGUACCGGAAACUGCUUGUUUGAACAAAAUGUGCUAGAAAACAGUGAAGUUCCUCAACUUGGGUGCGAUUUGGAAUUUAACUUUAAAAACUUCUCUACACAAAAAUGGCUUGCUGAUAAUGGGAUUGGAGAUCUGUCGUUUACGGAUGUCGGAUGGGAUGACGCAUUGGAACUUCUUUUUCAAGUAACUGGAAUGGACAAGUAUUUUCUGACUUCACCAUGCACCACCACUGUUAAUGAGCAAGUUGUCAACGACGGAUGGAUUAAUGAGUGUCCGGCUAACAUAACGUACUUACCACAGAUUGACAAUACCGUCUGUCGGUUGAAUACAACAUGUACUGCCUUCGACUGCUGCUUUUAUAUACCAUUCCUGAAACGAACUAUCCAAGUCGCAUUGAAUAUUGAUUUCUGCAAAUUUGAGAUUUAUGGAAAUUUGGAGACACUUUCAUUCAAUCUAUCAAUAUUCGAUUAUGAAUGGGGGAGUGAACAUUUCAGUACAAUACUUGAAAUGAUCCAGCUGAAAUACAAGAUUGACAAAACUGAGAAACAUUUUAUUGUGGACAUGUCUCUUGCUGUGUGCAUGGACAGCGAUGACAAAUGCCAGUUAAACCAAGAUAUAUUUGUCAAUAAAAUGCUGCCAAUACCGAUUUGUAAUACAGAUUCCGGAUAUAGUUUGAAAAAUUUUUCCAUGACAGAGUGGACAGAAAGCUUAGGAUUUUCACCAGAGGAUAUUCUGUCAGCAGCGGCAAUCAGUACACUUCUAAAAGAACUCGAUUUAGACAAAUAUUUACUUAGUCCAGAAUGUACUUCAAAUGACAAAAUGUAUGCUACGGUAGAAAACGGUUGGAGAAAUGAAUGCGGUGCAUUGCUACGGUUGCCUAUCUUACCAAAAAAUGUCGUCUGUCACAUUCCCGAUUUCUGCACUGGCAUAGAGUGCUGCAUUGGUGUCGAUAUUAUUCGCAGAUCCUUCAACACCAAACUUGUCCUAAAUGCAUGUGAUCUAACAUUCACGAUCGGAAUUGAAAAGCUUUCCAAAGAAAUAUCUCUCACUUCCUAUAACUGGGGCACAGUGGAAGAAGUGUCUGUCGGAGGUGUCAUCAAAAUUGUAUAUUCAAUCGAAGAUCUGCAGAGUGAAAAAACAUUCGUUGUGAAUGUGAAUGUAAAAGUAUGCUUUGAAGAAAACUACUGCCUUAUUAACGAGCCGCUACUUACAAAUGUUUAUCUACCAAAGCCUUUAUGCAAUUGGGAUACGGGAUACAUAAUACCAGAUUACUCCUUAUCGAGCUGGUUAAGUGAACAUUCGUUAGAUAUAAAUGGUGAUGUGCUUGAGUCCUUUGUGGUUGAGAAGCUUCUUAAUGACCUUGGUAUUGCAAAAUAUCUCCGACAAAACCAGUGCAACAUUGGAACAACACCGUUUCUUGAUGCUUGGAACAAUGACUGUCCCAAAGAAAUACAAGCAAGAACACUUCCGAGCUUUAUGUCAUGUCAUAUCGUAGACUACUGCACCGGGAUAGAGUGUUGUAUAGACGUGUCCGUAAUACAACGUUCGCUGAGGGCAUACAUAUUUUUGAACGCAUGUGAUUAUAAGCUGGAGAUCGGCAUUGAAAACUACGCCCUAAACAUUUCACUCCUUUCCUACUCAUGGGGCAAAUGGGAUGAAUUUAGCUUGCUUGGAAUAUUCCGCAUCAGAUAUCGCAUCAUCAAUUUGGAAGCUGAAAAAAGAUAUGUGGUCGAUCUAAAGAUGGCGCUGUGCAUCCAGUCUAAUACAUGUGAAGAAGAUGUAGUGGUUUUAAAGGAAGCAGAUCUUCCUAAACCUGGCUGUGAUUGGACAGGAGAACUUCCAAAUAUUAAACUAGACGACUUUAGAACAGACCUUAGCAUAAACAGUCUGCCGAGCUACACAGUCGAUAUAAUUUUGGAAAAAUUGGGAAUUCUGAAAUACAUGAGUAGAAACGAUUCGUGUACGCUCUCAUCAGAUAAAUAUAACCCGGCAACAGAUGGAUGGAAAAACGAUUGCGAACAAGAUAUCACAAUGUCUUUGCUUUCAAACCAUAUGAGAUGCAACAUUCAAGAAACCUGUACGACUAUCGAUUGCUGCAUAUCAGUGCCCGUCAUGGAACGAACAUUUAAAGCAUCCAUUGAUCUUGACGCUUGCGACCUUACACUCACCUUGAGUUUCGAGAAAUAUGAACAUGAAAUAGCAUUGCUUAACUAUGAAUGGGGAACACCACAAGUGUUAAAUAUUCAAGGCGUGUUUCAUUUACACUACACAGUAGAGCAUCUGCCUUCAAACAAACAAUUUAGACUGUCAGCAAGCUUGAAACUUUGCAUUGAAAGUAGCGGAUGUAUUAUCGACCAGUCAAUAGCAGACAACGUUUUAUUACCGAUACCAUUUUGCAGCUUUGACGGAUCUUUUAAAUUCAAAAAUUUCUCUGUCACCGAAUGGAUAAAGGAGAACACUGAUGACGCUGCAAAUCAAGUGAUUGGUGUUUUCAAAGAUAUGUUACUGGAUGACUUAGGUUUGACAAAUUUUUUAUCCUCUAAAGAAUGCUCUGUUAAUAGGGAAGGCUUUGCUCUCAACGGAUGGAGAAAAGAGUGUACUCUUGACAGAACUUUACCGUCGCUCCCGGAAAGCAUGGUCUGCGCUCUUGGAGAAAACUGCUUUGAUGUCUCAUGCUGCGUGUUGGUUCCAAUAAUAGACAGGACGCUCUCAGUGAAAAUGAAAUUGGACUUCUGUGAAUUUGAGCUGUAUUCGUCUAUAGAAAAUCUAAGCGUCAAUUACUCGCUAAUUUCCUAUCCGUUUGGAACAUCAGUUGAAACAGAUCUAGUAGGAGUAUUACGAUUAAAGCACAUGUUGUUGGACGACACGGACAAUUCUGCUUUUCGGUUUAGUCUUGAUAUAAGUGUUUGCUUGGAAUCUAAUGGACCUUGCGUUCUUAACGUUAACCUUUUGAAUGACGUCAGAGUUCCAAAACCACUUUGUGACCUCGAGCGGGGAUUCAGGAUCCCAGAUUUUGCAUUAGACAAAUGGUUAGCAGACCAAGGACUUUCGGAUAGCCUCGAUAUGACUGAAAUUGACGUUUCAAAUCUCAUUGAAACACUUGGAAUCAGUAAAUAUUUAGAUGAUCAAACAUGCGAACACAAUUCAAGACCUUUUCAUGGAAAGGGUUGGACGACAGACUGUCCUCUACACAUUAUCGUUCCUGAUCUACCAGACGCGAUGCAAUGCUACCUUCAACAGACGUGCACGGGAGUCGAAUGCUGCAUUUACGUAGAUGUUAUCAAUCGUUAUGUUAGUGCUCAACUGCAAGUGGACACUUGUAACAUGAGAAUCAUUGCUGGUAUUGAAAACCUGUUGGUGAAUGAGUCACUUAUAGACUAUAGCUACGGUACUGAAAAACAUAUUUACCUGAUGGGGGUCUUUCGUAUGAGUUACAUGAUUCGUGAUUACGCAGAAGUAAGGGAGUUGGGUAUUGAUCUGGAAAUAAGCGUUUGCUUUACCGAAAACAGUUGUGACUACAGUACUCCUAUCUUUGUAAACAAAAUCAUACCUAAACCUUUGUGCAAGUGGGACAGCUCUUUCCUUGUGCCAGAUUUCUCACUAGAAAAUUGGCUUACGGAUUUGGAUAUCAGCGAUGUCACAAAAAUGGCUGAGGAAGAAAUACAAAAGCUUACGAAAGACCUCGGGAUCUCAAGUUUUUUGUCGGAAUCUUCUUGUGAAAAGCAUACCUACCCUUAUGAUCCUGUACAACAUGGUUGGAAUUCAGAAUGUACAGAAAUGCAGAAUCUACAAUCCGUACCACCUAUAAUGUCAUGCUACAUCAGUGAAGAUUGUUCAACAUUCAGCUGUUGUGUUGAAAUUGAGUUACUGAAACGAACUGUUGAGACGAUGGUCAAAAUAGAUUUCUGUAAUUUCCUUAUUGAAGCAGAAAUAGACCGGCUGAAAGUUUCCAGAUCUUUCAUCGACUACGAGUUUGGUACUGAGCUCCAUCUCUUCUUGUUUGGCGUUGUGAGAUUGACUUUUCAAUUCUUUGAUUCGAGCAACACGGAAUAUGUAGCAAAUCUUGCGAUCCAAGUAUGUUUUGAGGCAAAAGGAACCUGCCUCAUUGAUGCUCAGAUACUUUCAAAUGUGACCAUUCCAAAGUUAAACUGCUUAUUCGGAACAUCGUUCUACAAACCUGGCUUUCAAAUCAGUGAGUUUUUCAAAGGGUUUGGAAUAGAAAAUGAGCCAAUUAUCAGUGAUGAGUACAUAUCUCAGCUAUUUAGUGUGUAUGACAUUGAGAAAUACAUCAAAGAUGAGCAGUGCACGAAACAUUCGAUUAAAGAAAAGCACGGUUGUUCUUCAAGCCAAGAAUUGCGAGGACUUCCAUCGGAUAGUGCAUGUGUUUACUUUGAGGACUGCCUUUCAAUAGUGUGUUGUGUCCAAGUACCUUUUGUGAACAGACAUUUUGAAUUAGCAUUACAAAUUAGUACAUGCGAAUACUAUAUGCAGCUAUCUGUUGAAAACUAUAGCUCAUCAAUCCUUUUGGAUAACACACAAUACGGGACUUGGAAGGUCUUUCAAUUUCAAGGAAUGACAAAAUUAAGGUACAGGCUCAUAGACAUAUACACCGAAAACAGCAUACUUAUUGACAUCAGGGUUCAACUAUGUUUGUCUGAUGGUACAAAAUGUGAACUUGAUAUAGCAGUUAUGGACUCUGUUAAAGUUGCCAAACCAUUAUGUGGAGCACUAAAUGGAUUCAAAUCGCCAGACUUUUCUCUUGUGUCGUGGUUAAACGAGAUAAACAUCAGUGACAUCAUUGAUUUGCCUGAUAUCAAAUUACCUACAUUAUAUAAUGCACUUGGAAUAGAUCGGUUCCUUAGGCGAUCGCCUUGCAAAAUCAAUGACUCUACCAGGAACUUGCAUUUUGAGACAAAUGAUAAGAGCUCAAAAUUAAGUGUAAGUUUGUGUCUGCAUGUUGAGCAACUUGACAGAACAAUUUUGACGGAAGUGGAAUUAGACCAUUGCAACUUCGAAUUAAAGUUUGCAAUUGAAAACUAUGAAAGAAACUUCCAAUAUUCUGAUUUCAAGUUUGGGACAAAGGGCGUUCUUGAUUUGUUUGGUAUAUUUACAAUUCGGUACGACGUCACAGAUUUGAAAGGUUUCAACCAGUUCUCCAUCAGUCUCGAGUAUCGUAUAUGCUUCGAAGCACACGAAUGUCCAGAAUUUAGUACACUUGUCAGUGACUACCGUAUUGCAAAACCCAACUGCUCACCGGAAACAUUCUUAGAAGAUAUCUCGAUGGAAAAUGUUCUGUCUGCUAUUGGUUACGAAGACGACACAACUCUAAGCCCAUACCAAGAAGAGGUUUAUCUUCAUAUGACAAAAUUAGCAACCUUCAUGGAAACAACACAAUGCGCUCUACGUGAAUACGAUAAGUUUACUGGAGGAUGGCUAAAUAUGUGUCCAACUGCAAGUAGCUUACCUGUCUUGACGGAAGGCGUAUCGUGCACCCUUGACGAAACCUGCAAACAAAUUAAAUGCUGUGUGCACGUUCCUUUCCUGAAUAGGAAUGUUAUUGUUGCCGCAAGAAUCGACCCAUGCGAAAAUCUGCUAUUGAUAAAUGUCGACAAAUUCGUUCGCACUUUUCUACUUUCCUCUAACAAUUUCGGAAUUAAUCAACAAUUUAGUUUGUUUGAAUUGUUUAAUGUCACGAUAAAUGUGAAGUACCUUUCGCCGAGCCGCAGUUUUAUCCUCGACAUGGACGUAAACGUUUGUUUGCAGACAGGAAGUUGUGACAUAAAUACGAAAUUGUUAGAUGGCACUAGAAUUUCAGUUCCUAGCUGCAACUUCACAACAGGCUUUCUUAUAGAAGACUUUUCACUUAACAACUGGGCAUCAUCCAGUGGAAUAUCCGAUCUUUCUGAAAUGAGUCAACUACAAAUGGAUAGUCUCUUUGAAGAUCUCGAUAUUUCUCGUUAUUAUCAGGCGUGUACAUCUGCAAGCGGACACGACACAGAAAAAUGCGAUUCGAGCUUGUUGAUAUCUACAAACGGAGUAAACUGUUAUUUUGAAGACGCCUGUACUAAUGUCACAUGUUGUGUGGAUCUGUCACCUUUAAACACGUCGAUUCAAAUUAACCUCGACAUACUUCCAUGUGCGUUAAAAGCAAUACUAACAAUAGGAACAUUCCAGAGACAAAUUCCCCUUGUGAAUAUGGAAGAUAUGGAAUCAAUAAUGUUGUCCUUAGGAGGAUUUGUGAAAAGCAGUGUCACUAUCCGGGAUUUAUCACACGAGCAGUCAUAUUUGGUCGACCUGUCUGUUACUGUUUGUACCGAAUCCAACGAACAGUGCAUCCUUUCAAUCAAAGUCUUCGAAAAUGCAUUACUACCAAAAGACACCUGCAACUGGUCUGCAGAUGAAUAUAACAAUGAUUUUAGUAUAUUGACAUGGACGUCCGAAAGGGGUCUCGUGCUUGGAAACUUCACAGAUGUUGACUCUGCAAUGCUUCUGGAUCGUUUACAAAUGUCGCAUAUUUUGGGUGAUGGAACAUGUCCGGCCCCAACUUCAAAUGGAUGUCUGCUGAAAACCACAGAGGCUGUGCAGUGUGCACUGUCAGAAACAUGUUUGCGUGCCGAUUGUUGCAUACAUUCAAAGAGAAUUGCUACGUCGUUUCAAUUUGCAUACGAUAUAGACAUAUGUAAUUUUAAAGCGAAAAUACAGAUUGAGAAACUGGUUCACACACUUGAUCUGUUCACUUAUGAUUUUGGAACAUCACAAGAAUUGUCUUUGUUCGGACUCUUGACAUUACGAUAUUCAUUUGAUAUGGAUGUGGUAGCUAAAUCGAUGAGAAUAAGUUUAAUUGGUCGAGUGUGUCUUGAUAAAACAACAUGUGAUCGUGAAAUCGUUAUUGCUAAUAAUACGGUGAUAAGCCUUCCGAGUUGCGAGGGGAAAUUAAAGAAUACAUACGGAAUCGAAGAGUUUUCGCUUUCGAAUUGGCUUACCAAUUUCAAUACAAACAAGACCAUGGUUUUGCCCGAUUUUCUCUCUACAUACUUGCUUGAUCAGUUAGGCAUUUCAUAUUAUCUUGAAGAAAAUAGACGUUGCCCUCACGUUUCGGGGUCAUCAUGGAAUAAAGAUGUUUGCCCCCAAUUAACAGACGUUCUGCCUUCGCUACCUGACACGGUGAAAUGCAGUCUUACAACAUGCACGUCCGCUUCGUGCUGUUAUAAUUCAUCGGUGGCAAAACUUCCAAUACAUUUUUCCUUUGAUGUUGACCCAUGUGAAUUAAGAUUUGAUAUUAGUUUGGAAAAGCUAACCUACAGCGUCAGUUUAGUUGAUUAUAAUUUUGGAAACGAGGAACAGCUUUGGAUUGGCGGUGUUUUUCGAUUAAGAUUUCGGUUGUACGAUAUUUUGGCGCCAAAACGAUACGUUGCUAAAUUGUAUUUUGACAUCUGUUGGGAAAGACACGAGUGCGAAACCAUUGUACUUUUAAAUAACACCGUUCUGCUAACAGAGCCAUGUAAUUACACUUCAGGAUUUGCGAGCCCAGACUUUUCAUUAACAUCAUGGAAAGAGGAAAAUGGUAUUGAAAUUGACAGUACUAUCCCUGAAAACUUCCAAAAGCAACUGAUAGAUGAUCUUGAUAUCACCAAUUUUCUGCAAGAAGAUACAUGUACGGCGAUGAAAGAAGAUGUCCAGGGUUGCCCAUUACAUCUUCCACUUGUUGAUGAUCAACUAAAGGGCACACAAUGCCAAUUGCUUAGCCAUUGUACCGGUGUACGAUGCUGCAUGACGUCGACACAAACUGGACUUAACUUUGAAAUCCUCAUGGAUGUUGAUCCCUGUACACAGAUGUUAACAAUGCAAAUCGAAAACUACAAGAAAGAGAUACCUUUGCAUGAACUUCAAUACGGGACUAACGUCGAGUUUUGGUUGCAAGGCGUUGUAAGAAUGAGAUUUUAUAUACUUGAGCUGAAAGAAGACAGAAGUUACAUCAUGACACUAGAGAUAAGCCUUUGUUUCGAGGCAAACUCUUCCUGUGAAUUCAAUUACAGUAUUUUAAAUGAAACUAAACUGCCAAAAUUCAACUGUGAGUGGGGUCCCGGUUUACAAGCGAUGCAAGACUUCUCAAUAUCGCAGUGGUUAGAUCAAAUGGGUAUAAUGGAUUUAGAAAGCGCUGAUGACUACGUGUACGAUAUUUUAUUUACUGAUCUCGGAAUAGCAGAAUUUCUAAGGGAGAAACAAUGUCUGACAAACAUAUAUCCGUUCACUGAAGGCACAAAUAACGAAUGCAUUGGAGCAGGAGGUAUAUUGCCAUCAGAUGGACCAGUACAUUGUCAUAUCACGACCUCUUGCCAAACAAUCGAAUGCUGCACUGAUGUUGAUGUUCUUCAUCAUGCAUUUUACACAUAUCUUUCUGUGGACAUAUGUAAUAUGACACUGAGUGUUGGCAUUGAACAAUACGUUUACACAAUUAGUUUGGUGAAUUAUCAAUUCGGAGCCUUGGAACAUUUUUGGCUGCAGGAGUUUGCACGAAUGGAUUUUCGUGUCUACAACAUCGAGUCAGAAUCGAGCUUGGUGGUCAAUUUGGACAUAAGUUUCUGCCUAGAUACCAGUGACUGCCAUGCCAAACAAACUGUUUUGUCACAAGCACAAUUACCUUACACUCCUUGUAAACUCGACGAAGAAUUCAGUUUCAAAGGUUUUUCAUGGAGUUCUUGGUUAGAGCAACACAACCUAAUUGAUUAUACAGAUAUAACACCAAUGCAGUUGCUGACACUUUCCGAACAACUUCAGCUGUCAAAAUACCUUCUUGAUGAUGAGGAAUGCACCGCCAAUUCGUCUGGAAAUGAUAACGGCUGCCUCCUGAACAACAAUACCAACAGCGAAGUUUUGACAUGUGCACUUCCUUCGUGCUUGUCUUUGGGAUGUUGCAUCAAUUUUUACCAGCUUCAUCACGUAUUCCGAUUUGCAUUCAACAUUGAUAACUGCAACCAAAAUAUUCAUAUAGCUCUGGACAAGUUUUCAGUGGAUAUCUCACUUCUUGAUUUUCAAUGGAACAGUGCUUAUGACGUGUUUUUGAAAGGUGUUGUUCGUAUAUCAUUUAGAAUAGAAGAUUUAGAACAUGAAAAUGCCUUCCUUGUCUCACUGUCAUUACGCCUGUGCCUUGAGGAUGAAGAGUGUUUCUUCGAAACAACUGUUUUCAAUAACAUGCUGGCACCAAAAGCAUUCUGUGAUUACUCAGUAACAGAUAUAUAUCCCAUAAAAGAUUUUUCACUUGUUGCAUGGAUGUCGGACCAAGACAUAACAGGGCUGCCACCCCUUUCGCAAGCUAUGUCCACAAUCCUGCUCGAUAGCCUUGGUGUAUCAAAUUACCUUGGCAAUAGUUGUGAUCAAUCGGGGUCUGGAUCGACUAGCAGCGUACCAUUUCAAAUUAACUUCGGAGGAAUAUUACGUUUUGAGUAUUCUAUAAACAACCUUGCAUAUGGAAAUGCAUUUCUGGUCAAUGCAUUACUGAAGACGUGUUUUGAAUCUUCACUUCCCUGCGUCGAGAUACCAUUGCUAUCUGAAGCAAUAUUUGAAAAACCUGUCUGUUCAUAUGAUCUCGGAUUUGCAGAAAAGGACUUUUCACUCCAAAAAUGGCUGUCGAGCAACGGUAUUCUUCAAGAAUCUCAGAUUAACUCAACUUUCAUAUCCAAACUGUAUGACAAACUGAACCUAUCUCCCUAUCUCCUGGAAGAGCAGUGCCCAUUCAAUUCGUCACAGACCUGGUCCACAGACUGUGAGUUUCCUAUCGAUGUGCAACAACUGCCAAACAACAUCAACUGCCACCUCGAUCAAUCUUGUACAAGUUUUACUUGUUGUGUGGACAUUUCAACUCUGCAAAGGACAUUCUUGGUUAAAUUCCGCAUUGACUCGUGUGAAAACAAAGUGGAACGAAGCAUAGAGAAGUAUCGAAGUGCCAAAUAUUUAUUUAACUACAACUGGGGCGAAACCGAGACAAUGUCACUGUUUGGAGUAAUACGACAACGAUUAAGUGUCGACAACCUUGAAGCAGAAAAGAAGUUCAUAGUAAAUUUUGGAAUUAGUAUAUGUCUGGAAUCCGACUCACAUUGUCUUCUCAACCUGGCAAUACUGACUGAUGCUACAAUUCCAAAGACGCUUUGUGACUGGAACAGCGAAUUCUUGGAUAAAGACUUUGACUACUUGGACUGGCGUCAUGAAAACAAUGUUCUUAAAGAUGCCAUCCUGUCUCAAAAUGAAAUUGACGUUUUGAUGGAUGAAUUAGGCGUAACACCCUAUCUAACAUCAAAUUGCCAGACCAGUAACAAAAGUACAGAUGAUCAAAAUUGGCUAAACGAUUGUCCGAUGGACAUAUCAUUGCCAACAUUACCUGAAGGCACUCAGUGCAUGCUCCGUAGCGACUGCUUUUUUGUCGAGUGUUGCACCUACCUGGACUUUAUCAGACAUGACAUACACACCAGAUUUCAUUUAGAGCCUUGCACUUUCCUCCUUAAUAUUGAACUUGAAAAACUUUCAUUUACAAUCAACUUAUUUGAAUUUGAGUUUGGGGAAGAAUAUAUAUUACGUCUUUAUGGAGUGUUUGCCUUGAGGUUUAAAAUGCAAGAUUUGUCUAACAGUGGAUUUUUCGUAAUUGAUAUUUCUCUCGAGAUUUGCCAGGGUACUCGCGUAUCAUGCACUCAGAUACAUGUAUUUGAAAAGAUGAAAAUACCAAAACCGACCUGUGACUUAGGCAAUGGCUUCAAAAUACCUAGUUUUUCGCUUGAGACAUGGAAAACUGAAAACGGUGUUGCCGUGGAAGGUUUCGACCCUCUAUCUCUGUCACAAUUAUACGAAUAUAUUGGCAUAGCACCAUAUUUGCAACAACGUCCAUGCAAAACUAAUCAGUCAAAGUCAUGGACAAGUGUAUGCCCAAAUGAUUUAAGUUUAACAAAUUUAACUGAAUCCGUAUCCUGCUCCAUUGGACGUUCUUGUGCUGAUGUUCGGUGCUGUCUGUAUUCGCAAACGUUGCAGCGUACCUUUACAGUGGAGAUGAGUUUGGAUGCAUGUGUGAAGAAACUCAAUUUGGCAAUUGAACAAUUAUACAUGAAUAUAUCUUUGUACAACUUUGAGUGGGGUCAAGUGAAUACCUUUUCGAUGUUUGGGGUCGUUCGCCUAGGAUACACCAUUGACUACCUGGAACUUUCAAACGUCUUCAUUGCGUCACUUAACGUAUCAGUGUGCCUAGAAGCAGACUCUAAUUGUGAGGUGAAUUUCGAAGUUCUCUCGGGUACGAUAUUGCCGAUUCAACCAUGUGACCUGGACACGCCGUAUAAAAUACCGGACUUUUCAUUAACACACUGGUUGGAGGAGAAUCGUUUCCAUGUGACAUCCGUUUUAGAUGUCAAUGUUGUGUCAGAUUUAUUCGAAAUACUCGGUAUUACAAGCUACCUUCAAACUAACCACUGCAGCCCCCGAAGUGACGUGUACGCUCCAGGCAUUCAGGGAUGGCGGAAAGAAUGCGGAAAAAAUGUUCAUGUUCCUGAUCUACACAGCGAUGUGGCUUGCUUGUUAACGGACUCGUGUAAUGGCAUAUCUUGCUGUUUGACAUCACAUUUAGUCGGACGAUCAUUCGAAGUUGCCGUCGAUUUAGAUCAUUGCGAACAAACACUUCAUCUUAGAAUCGAAAAGCUCGCGUUUGAUCUGCCAAUUGAUAACAUUGAAUUGGGUGUGUUAAAAUAG
Molecule: messenger RNA, 17952 nt
Organism: Mya arenaria
Lineage: Eukaryota; Metazoa; Mollusca; Bivalvia; Myida; Myidae
Exons: 113
Coding region: 40-17952 (5970 amino acids)
Biological process (GO): lipid transport
Molecular function (GO): lipid carrier activity
Source: RefSeq, a predicted model, not a curated record